AUUAAUCUCUACGCUUCUCUCUCUGCAAUCACUCAUUGAGAGUCUUUCUCUCUAAGGUGUAGAAGCAGUUGAAAACUUCAACAGUGUUGGAUUGUGAAGUUGCCCAAACAUUUGGCGCCGUCUGUGGGAAUUCGAACAAGAAGUCGUGUGAUUUAACCUGCUGAGAGAAAGUGGUUCAUACCUUUACGGGAGGUCGCCCUCCAAGAAAUGAAGUGGACGAACAGGAGGACAUACAAGUAUCUGAGCCCGAGUUGAAUGACUUUAGGCCAAUGCUUAGAAAUCUUUUUGUAGGGGGAGCCGAACAGGAUCACCUAAGUGAGAUAGAUGAUGAAAGAACACCAACUGGGUCCGCAACCCAACCCGAACAGUUCCAAGUUCCAACAGGAACAAGACGAAGACCUUCUAGACCACACAAUUCACAGCAUGAACGGCCUGAAAGGUCAACAGAACCUGCUCGGACAACCGAGCUCGAAGAAAGAACUAGAGUUCUCGAAAUGGCAAUGGGUAAAAUCCUUGCCCGCCUAAUCCCUGAUGACCCCCUGAUUCUUUUGCUGAACAGGGAUGCACAACCAGCUGCGGUUGUUGCAACUAGAAACUCCCCCGCUCUAAGCAAUAUAGUAGUGCCGACCAGGCCUAGGGGAAGUGGGAAAUUGAAUAUCGAGCCCAGCCCGUCCAAAUAUAGUGAAGAAUUGAUGAGAAAGAACGUAGACCUUGAAAGGCAACUGUGGGAUGUGCAGAAAUCCAUUGACGAGCUAAAAAGCCCCAGGUCGCACCAACAGACCUUGGAUUUGGAUAGUGCCCCGCUGAACCUAUCCAUCACAGCAGAACCAUAUCAAGAGGGAUUCAAAAUUCCCCACCUAGAGACAUAUGAUGGCACGAAAGACCCGGAUGAACAUCUACACACCUAUCAAGCCAUCAUGAGGAUUCAAAAUGCCAAUGAUGCCAUGAUGUGCAAAGUGUUCCCGACGACACUGAAAUCAACAGCCAGAAGAUGGUAUCACAAACUCCCCAGACAUUCAAUAGAUUCAUUUUCCCAGCUCGCCAAGCUGUUCUCGAACAAAUUUGCGAGCCAAAGGGAGAUCAAGCGCACAGCGACUGAGCUAAUGCAAGUUAACCAGAAGGAAGGGGAGUCUUUGAGGGAUUACAUGCAUCGGUUCAACAAAGCCACCUUGGACAUUGAUAAUGUCCCAGACACGAUUUGCCUGUUCGCCCUGUUGCAUGGGUUGAAGCGUGGCCGGUUCCUAGACGACCUGCUUGAAAACCCACCGAAGAUGUGGAACGAGGUGAAUGACAGGUCGGCCAGCUUUAUACUGUCAGAGGACUUUCAGUCGUCUAAGCGACGAGCUGAUGAUAAGCCGAGCAAAGGCCAGGAACAGCACCCGAGAAGAGAAGAAAAGAAGAAGCAGAAGGUCGGUGAGCAAUGGGGGAAACCAGCUGAGUUCCCGAAGUAUGCCAGUUACAUUCCUUUGACCUUACCCAGGUCUCAAAUCCUGGCACAAAUUCAGCACUGGGUUCGGAGACCUCCACCCCCACUACAUGAUUCCCCGAGGGCAGAUAAGAGCAGGCAUUGUGACUACCACCGUGUAUAUGGUCACAAUACAGAGGACUGCCAACACUUGAAGGACGAAUUAGAGUUUUUGGCUCGUAACGGGAAGCUAGAAGGAGGGACACAGGAUGCAUAUCAGGAUAACCAGUAUCCUUCUGAACAAAGCAGAGCAUACCGAGGACGUCCUUUCAACAGGAGAGGGCAGGUACCGAGAACUACCGCCCCGAAUCAAAAAGACAGGAAAGGGGUAGGUUAUGUUGGGAUACCCCCACCUUCUGGUACAAUAAACAUGAUAUCGGGUGGUGUUCACUCAGGGGGCCAGAGCGCCCGAGCUCGCAAGACAUAUGCCCGACAGGUGAUGACCGUCAACAAAAAUAGACCCUUGAAACGGCCGUUUGAGGAAGCAGAAUGGGAAAACAUGCCCAUCACAUUCAGCCCGGCAGAUUAUAAGCGAACAGAAGGAGAGCCCGACAUUAUGAUGCCCCAUGCAGAUCCCUUUGUGGCAACAAAGAUGCAGCUAAAUCCGAGCUCGCUGCAGAAGCACGAAUGGCCAAUAUACGGGUUUGAUAACCAGCCCGUCCCAGUUGAGGGAGUUAUUACUCUUCCUAUAUAUGUGGGCUCAGAACCACACUUAAGGAUGGCUUCUGUCACCUUCCUGGUCGUUAAGAUGGAAUCAGCUUUCAAUGCUAUAUUAGGAAGAGCCACCCUGUGCGAGCUGAAGGCUGUCAUCUCGCAACCCCAUCUCUGCAUGAAAUUCCCAACUCCUCAGGGGACGAUCAGGAAAAAAACAGCUUUUUACGCUGGUGACGCAAUAUACUGCUAUGUCAUGAUGCCGUUCGGCCUCAAAAAUGCCAGAGCAACAUACCAGAAGUUGGUGCAAAUCAUCUUUAAGCUCCAGAUCGGCAGGAACAUAGAAGUGUAUGUAGACGACAUGAUAGUCACCAGCGUGCGAGUUGAGGAUCACAUUGGCGACCUGGAUGAAACUUUUCGAAAUUUGCACCGAGCACAAAUGAAGCUGAAUCCUUUGAAAUGCACAUUUGCUGUAGAGUCGGGAAAAUUCCUAGGAUAUGUGGUAUCCAAGAAAGGAAUUGAGGUAAAUCCAGAAAAGGUUGAGGCCGUUCAGCAGAUGGAGCCACCAAGGACUGUCAAAGACGUGCAGCGUUUGACAGGCCGUGUUGCUGCGUUGCACAGGUUUAUAGCCAGAUCGGCGGAAAGGUGCCUUCCGUUUUUCAAAGCUCUGCGGGAGCCUAAGAACUUCCAGUGGACUGAUGAAUGUGCCGAACAAAACUACCCGCUAGCAGAAAAGGCUACUUUUGCUUUAGUUUGUACGGCUUGUAAGCUGAGAGCUUAUUUUCAGUCUCAUCAGAUUGUUGUUUAUACUGAUUUCCCGCUAAGGAAAAUAUUGCAGAAGCCAGAGCUCUCUGGUCGGCUCAUCGGAUGGAGUGUCGAACUAAGUGAGUAUGACCUUAAAUUUCAGCCGUGCACGACUAUAAAAGGCCAAGCUGUGGCAGACUUCUUAGUUGAAUGCGCCCCGGCGGCUGUCAAAGAAAAGGUACCUGAAUACCCAGUUUGGGUUUUGUAUGUAGAUGGAGUUGCUAAUGUCGAAGGAUCAGGUGCUGGGGCUGUGUUAGUGGGCCCUGAUGGCUCCAAGUCUGAGCACGCGCUAAGGUUUAAGUUUCAGACAACCAAUAAUGCUGCAGAAUAUGAAGCCCUAAUAUAUGGACUGAAGCUGGCGGCCGAGCUGAAGGUACAAAGCAUUCAGGUCUUCAGUGACUCUCAGCUUGUUGUUCUCCAGGUGAAUGGCAGUUGCGACAUUAGGGAUCCUCAGCUCAGUCGUUAUGCCCUUGUGGUCAACAGAUGGAAGUCAAGGUUCGCUUCAUUUCAGAUCGACAAAAUACCACGGGCAGAUAACCACCGAGCUGACGAGCUGUCAAAGUUGGCCUCCUCGCAGGACAUUAACCCUCAAAGAUCAACAAUCGUUGAGGUGCUCGACGCACCAAGCUACACUGAUUCCACAGUCGACUGUCAACUACUCAAUAACCAGCUCUACAAACGAGCAACCUCAAUGCCCCUAUUAUGCUGCCUUACUCCUUACGAAGCUGAAUACGCUGUGAGAGAAGUUCACGAAGGAGUAUGUGGCACGCACAUCGGUGGCAAAACUUUAGCUCGAAAACUCCUGAGGCAUGGUUAUUACUGGCCCACUAUGGUCGACGACGCACAGAACUAUGUCAAAAAAUGUCCGACCUGCGAGUUCAAUGCUGAUGAUAUACACAUGCCAGGUGUCGACCUGCUCGGCCCUUUUAUCAAAGGCAAAGGAGGCUGUACUUUCCUGGUCGUUGCAGUGGAUUACUUCACUAAGUGGAUAGAAGCUAAACCACUGUCCACGACAACAGAAAGAAAAAUAAAAGAAUUCUUGUUCAAUUCAGUGUUGUGCAGGUUCGGCAUACCUAAGCGAAUUAUCGCCGACAAUGGGCCACAGUUCCGAGCAGCAGCGCUAAGAUCGUUUUGUGACGACUAUGGCAUCGAGCUCGCUCUGACGUCCGUGUAUACUCCACAGUCCAACGGGCAAGCUGAGUCCGCCAAUAAAAUAGUCUUGCGAGGCCUCAAGACACGCGUUUUGGCUGCGCAUUCUAAUUGGGUUAACAAGCUCAAUAAAGUACUUUGGUCUUGUCGCACCACACCCAGCUCGGCUACGGGCGAAACCCCUUUCAGCUUGGCCUAUGGAGCUGAAGCCGUCAUUCCAGUAGAGGUUGGAUUGCCAUCCGAUCGAGCAGGCCGGCAUGACGACCUCAACAAUGAGCAGCUUUUGAGAGAAAACCUGGACUUCGUAGAAGAGGUCAGGGAGAUGUCUAGAAUAAGAACUGCGGCACAUCAAAACCGUAUUGCAAAAUUUUACAAUAAAAGAGUCCGAGCUCGCCAGUUUCAAGUUGGCGACCUGGUCCUACGUAAAGCUGGAUUAACUAACACUCAUUCGCACAUGGGCAAGCUCGCUCCUAAUUGGGAAGGCCCCUAUAUGGUUGUUCAAGUUAAACGACCUGGUUCUUACGUGUUAGCAGAUAUACAAGGGCGUCAGUUACCUUACAUUUGGAACAUACAGAAUUUUAGAAAAUUUUACAGUUAGCCUGUAUACUAUUCUUUUAUUCAAGUCGUUAUUCGACAGUUGUAAAUAAGGGCAUAACAGAAAU
Molecule: messenger RNA, 4731 nt
Organism: Rubroshorea leprosula
Lineage: Eukaryota; Viridiplantae; Streptophyta; Magnoliopsida; Malvales; Dipterocarpaceae
Source: the annotation of a GenBank genome assembly